GGGAGCUUCAAUCCAGGAUGCAAACCUCUCCUAGAGCAUCUCUGAGUUAUGAGAUUGAUGGGGAAAGGCAGAGGUGUUCUGACAAUGAAAAUGCUGCUGGGUUGGUGGAAUGAGCAAAAUGUGUUCCUGGCUCCAAAUGUGGAGCUGGGCUGGGGUGGAUCCAUCUGCUCUCAGCAGUGCCUGGGGGUAUUUUAGGGGAAGCAUGGGAAGGUGAUCACCCUCCACCUGAGAGAGGUUAAAGCCCAGAGAAACUCUGAACAUGUCAGAAUGUCAGGCCAUCUCCCCUCACUCUCCUCUCAUCACUGUGCCUAGCAGAACUUUUUCUGUUCUCCCUGAGUUCAGCAGAAAUGCUGCAGGUUUCUGAUAUCCAAUAAUACCAGGAGAGACAUGGUGGGAGCUUAAAAAGAAAACCUCAAAAAUCCUAAAUACAAAAAGGUGUCUGUGUGUGUUCCAGGGGAGGGUAUAUGGGAAAUGUUUUUGGUUACAGGUAUCGCUUCUAACUCCUCACUGUCCUUUCUCCAUGAACAGGUGCCCAUGUGCAGCCACAGCCAAUGUCCAACAGCAGCUCCAUCAGCCACUUCCUCCUGCUGGCACUGGCAGAGACGCGGCAGCUGCAGCUCCUGCACUUCUGCCUCUUGCUGGGCAUCUCCCUGGCUGCCCUCCUGGGCAACGGCCUCAUCAUCAGCGCCGUAGCCUGCGGCCACCACCUGCACACGCCCAUGUUCUUCUUCCUGCUCAACCUGGCCCUCAGCGACCUGGGCUCCAUCUGCACCACUGUCCCCAAAGCCAUGCACAAUUCCCUCUGGGGCACCAGCACCAUCUCCUACACUGGAUGUGCUGCACAGGUUUUUCUCCUUAUCUUCUUCAUGGGAGCAGAGUUUUCCCUCCUGACUGUCAUGUGCUACGACCGCUACGUGUCCAUCUGCAAACCCCUGCACUACGGGACCCUCCUGGGCAGCAGAGCUUGUGCCCACAUGGCAGCAGCUGCCUGGGCCAGUGCCUUUCUCUAUUCACUGCUGCACACGGCCAACACAUUUUCCCUGCCCCUGUGCCAUGGCAAUGCCCUGGGCCAGUUCUUCUGUGAAAUCCCACAGAUCCUCAAGCUCUCCUGCUCAAAUUCCUACCUCAGGGAACUUGGGCUUCUUGCUGUCAGUGGCUGUUUAGCACUUGGCUGUUUUGUGUUCAUUGUUUUCUCCUAUGUGCAGAUCUUCAGGGCUGUGCUGAGGAUCCCCUCUGAGCAGGGACGGCACAAAGCCUUUUCCACCUGCCUCCCUCACCUGGCCGUGGUCUCUCUGUUCCUCUGCACUAUCAUGUUUGCCUACCUGAAGCCCCCCUCGAUGUCCUCCCCAUCCCUGGAUCUGUCAGUGUCGGUUCUGUACUCGGUGGUGUCUCCAGCCCUGAACCCCCUCAUCUACAGCCUGAGGAACCAGGAGCUCAAGGCUGCAGUGUGGAGACUGAUGACUGGAUGCUUUCAGGAACAUUAAACUGCUGGCCAAAUUUCUGCAAAUCACUUGUAAUAAAAGUCUUCUUUGAUACUUCUUGUUG
Messenger RNA from Vidua chalybeata, 1545 nucleotides. RefSeq names its product olfactory receptor 14I1-like. Gene Ontology annotation, molecular function: olfactory receptor activity; G protein-coupled receptor activity. Lineage: Eukaryota; Metazoa; Chordata; Aves; Passeriformes; Viduidae. The transcript has a single exon. The record is from RefSeq and is a predicted model, not a curated record. Gene Ontology annotation, biological process: G protein-coupled receptor signaling pathway. Gene Ontology annotation, cellular component: membrane. Bases 552 to 1484 code for a protein of 310 amino acids.